This is a messenger RNA of Staurois parvus, 385 nucleotides long. NCBI's taxonomy places the organism in Eukaryota, Metazoa, Chordata, Amphibia, Anura, Ranidae. The record is from the annotation of a GenBank genome assembly.
UAUCCCUAGGUUCACACUUAUGCGGCCAGACGGGCCGUGUUUUUCAUGGGCACGAGAGCCCAUUUAUUUGAAUGGACUCCCGUGCCCCGUGACACGCAGGGAAAACUACCCUGUACUACUUUGGAAAACGCAGCCCGCACGGGAGCCUCGGUUCCCAGCACGGUUGCGUUUCCCAGUGCGGGUGGCGUGCCAUUAGAACUAAUGUCACCCGCCCGUGGGUCUGCAAUUCUCUGUUCAGGUGGUGCGGCUGCACAGAUUUUUGUGUGGAUCCGCAGCGGCACCACCCGCAUAGAUGUGAACCGGGGGUAAAUAACAAUCUUAAAAGAUUACUCUGUCACCCUAGAUGCAAAAAGUUCCACUCUCUCCCCUGAAAAUCCAAAGUCAA